AUGGGAGAUAUGGUGGUACCGGGCGAGCGAACGCGCAAGUCUAUGGGCAGCAGCGCCGGUGGGGUCGGCGGGGGAGGGGUGGGUGUCGGGGUGGACGCGGGAGGAGUCCGACUGGAGGGCGCGCGGGGCCUCCCGGAUAAGAAGAAGUUUCAGAGAAAGAGCGUUUCUUUCACCGGGGAAGAGGGCUACCAGCUCCUGGGCAGCGAGCAGAGCGUCACCUCCCUCUCAAAGGGGGCUGUAUCGGCGGGCGGUACCGGAAAAAUUACGUCACCUGUAACCGUGGCCCCAGCCUCGACGUUUUUCCUUCGUGCGAACCAAGCGACGUCUCCCAUGGUGACACCUCACGCGGCGUACGCAGCGUUUGCUAAGAACAUUCCCCCACACCCCUCUUCGGCGACGGCGGCGGCGGCGGCGGUGGAGACCGCGGUUUCACACCCCGAACCCAGAGCGGUAGCCUCAAGGCCCGGUGGCGGCGGCGGCGCUGGCUAUGUCUACACCUCGUCGUCCCAGGGGAUGUUUGUUCCGAGCGCGGCCGAAAGCCCGACCACCGCAAGCGUGACCCCGCCGCAGCAGCAGGCGGGGCCGCCGCCGCCGCCGCCGACUGUUGCCGCCGCCACCACUCCCGCAACCGUCGAGACUGCUGCCAGCCGGGAGCCACAGCGGAGCGUCAGCGGUGGCGGCGUAGCGCGGGAGACGCCGCCGUCUCCGACGCCAGAGCAGACGACCACGGACGCGAGCGCUCACGAGAGCGGAGGCGGCGGCGCAGCAGCGGCGGCGGCGGCGAUCAUGGCGAGCACGGGAGGUGCUGAUUCACGAGAGGGAAGCCAGGCUGCGUGGGAGCAGGGCGCGGACGAAGCGGUUCAGCGCCGCGUGUCGGGCGAGGAGGAGAGCGCUCGCUGCCGGCGGCCGCAGGAAGUGGGCGACCCGGCAAGGGCUGUCGACGGCGGGGAAGGCGAUCGGUCUGACAGCGGACGUCACGAUGUACGGCGAGCCUUGCCUAGCGGAGGAGAAGGAAGAGAAGAAGGCGGAGGGGGAGGAGGGGGGGGGGUGGUCGCCGGGUUGAGGGACCUUGAACAGACCCCGCCAUCGUUGUACGAGGAUGUCAUCGACACGGAGGUCGGGGACGAGGGGGACGACGACGACGACGACGACGACGACGACGAUGACGACGAUGUUUACGAGCUUGUCGACGACGUUGGUGAAGGCUCUCCGUACCGUGACGACAACAACGGCGGUGGCCUCGAACCCGAAGGCCGCGAGGCCGGCUACAGCCCCGGUGGGACGCCCGACAGAAGCAGCGGCGAAACUCCGGGGCAGCGGCAGCAGGAGCGGCCGCAGCGGCAGGAGUCUUCGCCUUGGUCUGCCGUUCCCGAGUCGGGCGGAACCGGCCCGGGGACCCGCUCUCGCGGGAAGCGAAGCAAGUGGGACAUCGGGAACCGUUACAGGUUUAUCCGCACUCUGGGCCGCGGGUCGUACGGCGAGGUGGCGCAGUGCGAAGACCUGAAAGCGGGAGGCCUCGUCGCUAUCAAGAGAGUGCUCAACGUCUUCAACAGCGAGGCGGACGCGAAGCGCAUCUACCGGGAGAUGUACAUUCUGCGGCACAUUAGGCACAAGGAGAUCAUACACCUGAGGGACGUCCUCAUGCCGGCCGCCUACGAGAACUUCAGAGACCUCUACCUGGUCUUUGAGUUUGUUGAUACCGAUCUGUACAAGCUCAUCGGAUCGCCGCAGUUCCUGACUGACGAGCACGUCAAGCUUUUCCUGUACCAGAUGCUCAUCGGCCUGAAGUAUGUCCACAGCGCGCACGUCAUCCAUCGUGAUAUCAAGCCCGCGAAUGUUCUGCUCAACGAGGACUGCACGUUGAAGGUCUGCGACUUCGGUCUCUCUCGAGUGGUCACACAAGAGCCCUCCACCGACCCAAAUCCUCCUGCAGCUAGCGUUGUCGUGUCCGCCAAGUCCGGGAAGCUCGCUUGCUCGCCGAUGAAGCCUUCCGCCGCGAUAGCCGCGGCCACGUCUCACGCAGCAGCGCGGGGGGGAGAGGGCGGCGGUGCCGGGAGCGAGGACGACCCCCCUCCGGAGCCACGGAGAAUACUCAAGCGACAGCUGACGAAGCACGUGGUCACUCGCUGGUAUCGGGCCCCAGAGCUGAUCCUACUUCAGGACUACAACAACGCCGUCGACAUGUGGUCUCUCGGGUGCAUCCUGGCCGAGCUCCUGAGCAUGCAGAAGGAGAGCUUCCCAACGUCGCAGGAGCGCAACGCGCUCUUCCCGGGCAAGAGCUGCUUCCCUCUCAGCGCGGAGAAGCCCUCCUCCUACUCUGACGCGCUGGACCAGCUGAACGUGAUCUUCGACGUCAUCGGGACGCCUUCGCGGGAAGACAUCCAGGACUUGGGCGAAGUUCGGCAAUACCUGGCCAGACUCGCGUACAAGCCCCCCCUAGACCUGCGGCACAAGUACGCCGGGGCUUCCCGGCUGGCGCUGGACCUUCUCUCGCGCAUGCUGCGGUUCGACCCCUCGCGAAGAAUAACGAUCGACGAGGCGCUAGAGCACCCGUACCUGGCGUCUUGCCGCAAGCCCGAGAAGGAGGUUACGGCGAGAGUGCCCAUCACCAUGGAGUUCGAGCAUAACACCACAGACAAGGCUACCUUGAAGCGCCUGAUCUACGAAGAAGUGCUGCACUACCAUCCGGAGGAGGCGGCUCGUCUCCGGCUCGCUUCCGCCGCUACUCCUGUCGCCUCGGCCUCGGCCACGGCCGCCGCCCCCGGUAAGGGCACCGCUGCCGCGGCUGCUGCUCCUGCUGCUGCUCCUGCCGCAACCAUGCCGUCGUCCUCUUCGUCGAAACGGUCGAGGGAUGAUGUUGCCGAAGGCGGCUCCGCCGCUUUUCACGGUUCCGCUACGGUCAAGAAGCGCCCAGGGGGCGCCAUGAUCGACCACCAAGAGCGCGGGCAAAAGCGCCAACGGCUCGGGGGGACAGGGGCUCGGCCUCCAGAGCCGGGUGCGGCCGGGGCGGCGGCAGCGACCGCUUCCUCUGCACUCGGCCACCACCACGUCCAUGCCGCCGCCGCCGCAGCCGCCGCCGUUGUCGCUGCUGCAACCGGGCCGGAGCUGGCGCCGGGGGCGGGAGAGAGCGACGAAGAUGGCCAUUACGAAGACGACGGCCUCGCCGGCGGCGGCGGCGGCGGCGACGGCGGCGGCACAAUGCGAUCGAGGCAAGUCCGCGAUGCCGGGGAUGAGUUGCCACCCGUCCCCGCCGGCGGCGGCGCGUUUCCUGCUUCACGUCCUAGUGCUGUUGGCGCUUCCGGCGCGCCGAGAGGCGGGGAGGACGGCUACGAUCGUCCCAGCGAGCGACCGAGGGGGGUUCAUGGUGAUAUGCCGCCAGUGGAAACCCUGCCAUGUCUCGGCAGCGAAUGA
Ectocarpus siliculosus is the source of this 3411-nucleotide messenger RNA. NCBI's taxonomy places the organism in Eukaryota, Phaeophyceae, Ectocarpales, Ectocarpaceae. The record is from the annotation of a GenBank genome assembly.